Messenger RNA from Ceraceosorus guamensis, 1020 nucleotides. RefSeq lists its product as hypothetical. NCBI's taxonomy places the organism in Eukaryota, Fungi, Basidiomycota, Exobasidiomycetes, Ceraceosorales, Ceraceosoraceae. The transcript is spliced from 3 exons. The record is from RefSeq and is a predicted model, not a curated record. Bases 1 to 1020 code for a protein of 339 amino acids.
AUGACUUCACUGAUGGUCAUGGCGCGCAUCGCUCGCCGCUUCAUGCCCGCUUCUUUGGCUUUUCAUCUUCUCAUCGCAGUCGCAGUCACCCUGCUCAGCGCCGCCCAAGUGUCAAGCGCUCCUAUCCCUAGGAUCGAUCCUGAGAACGACUGGUCCAGCCCGCUUGUCCGUCGCGGUGGUCAGUCCAUCAUUUGUAAACAGGACGUCCGCAGCCACCGUACCUUCACCGCGGCCAAAGCAGUGGCGAGAACAUGGCGAUUUCAGAAUGAUGUUCUCCAGCUAAGUGGUACAGGCGCCGUGUCUGGAGGACCGGAUGCGACAGAGUGUGACCACAAUGUGGAACUUCAAGAAGUCAUUGAAUUUCUGAAGCCACACAUGGCUCAGUUUUGCGCUCGGCCAGCCUUUGCAGAUCGUUCAAGUGAUGCGUUCAAUAAUUUUUUCGGUGCUCUCAACGGAGCGGACAACAUGUUCCACUUGCCUCGCUACGUCAAUAAAGGCAAAGCCUCUUUGAUCGCCGGCGACAACCUCAGAUCGCCAAGUUACACCAAGACCGUCCUCUUGGGGAUUGAACGAUAUCUACAAACGGGCGGCGGGACGGUACCGAGCGCGAUCGACCAAAUUUUCGACGCGAUAAACACCAUCCUCCCUAAUGUAUACAAGAAAGAAGAGCUGGUGAAACAAGUCAACGAGGAUCGCGCGAAUGCUCAAGCCAAAGCUCGGGAGAUGGCCAAUGCCAUGGCACCGACGUCAACAUCGCCAGCACCAAAGGAUAGCACGUCACCGUCGCCCGGCCCUUCUACGACGACUACCGACUCGACGAACCCGAAACCCCCUGCUCCACCUGGCCCUGCUCCACCUGCCCCGGAGAAACCUGGCCCUGCUUCCCCUGCCCCGGAGAAACCUGCCCCUGCUCCACCUAACCCUCCUGCUCCACAGUCAGGUGUUGUUGGACCCACUAAGCGGCCCCCUCCUGCUCCAGAGCCAGGUGUUCAGCGACCCAUCAAGCGACCAAAGAUCUAA